Molecule: messenger RNA, 207 nt
Organism: Penicillium verrucosum
Lineage: Eukaryota; Fungi; Ascomycota; Eurotiomycetes; Eurotiales; Aspergillaceae
Exons: 1
Coding region: 1-207 (68 amino acids)
Source: RefSeq, a predicted model, not a curated record
AUGGCACCUUCAGACCUAGAUCAGCUUCGCCAAAAUAUUGCAACUUGGUCGGGCUGCCAGGAAAAUGUGCAGAGACGGAGAGACCUGCGGGCGUCCGCCCUCGCAGUGGCCGCCUCUUUGGGCACUCCUGAGGAUAUCUUUGCUGACGCCUUUUAUCAGGUAGAGACAUCCACGUCUGUUGGUCUAUGGGCGUGUUACCGGGGCUAA